AUUCUAUGAUUAGGUUAUAGAAUUCUUAAAUUUAUCAUUGUAAAUCACAGAGAGCGCAUCAAACUUUCGAUUUCUUAAUCGGUAAUUCAGAACAGGACUAAAUUCUAUAAAAUAGUGAAUCUAUAAAUUCAUACAUCAUCUGUAAAUUCUGUUAGAAUCAUUCGAAUUUUGAUCGUGUUACCAACUGAAAGAUUUAUAAAAUUGAAAAAGCCGGACAUGGCAGUUGCAACGAAUUCUUUCGAUGAUUGGCUUAGCAAGAAAUUACAAGAUUUAAAAACUGACGAAGGUAUAUUUGGCUCAUACAUCAAAGGAAUUUUACAAGGUGAUGAAACGGAAGAAGAAAAAAUUGAAGCCCUUGAAGGCAUACUUACGGGCAUAACGGAAGAUGACAUCAAUAAUCAUGUAACGGAAAUUUUAAAAGUUUGGGAAGAAAGCCUACCCAAUAAGGAGAAGCCUGGUCCAAAAGUACCAGUAGAAGAUGUAGAUGUUAGAUUAGCGCGAAUGUUGGAGUCUCAAUCUCUUCCAACUACAACACAAAGAAGUUAUACAGAUGAAGAAAAAAAAAUAAGAGAAGCUAUUCUUGCACAAUAUAGUCAAAUGUCAGAAGAAGAGAAUAGUGAAGGAGAUGGAGAAGAAGAUGGAGCAAGUGGUGGAGAUUGUGGAAUAGAGAAAAAUACAAAUGCAGCUGCAAUAAUACAACAAGAAAAAGAAAAAAGGGAAAAAGCUAAAUUGGAAAGUCAAAGAAAAAAGGAGAAAGAUAAAGAAGAUCGAGAAAAACAGAAACAAUUAAGAGAGGAAAAGAAGGAAAAACGAAAAACACAGAAGGGAGAACGAAGAAGGUAGCAUUGGGAUUACAAGAUUUUAAGUUUUAUCACAAGAUUUAAAAUAAUCAAAUGCAAAUCAACAUACAUAUACAUUUAGUUUAUUCUUAUGCAUGUAUUCUAAUAUCUAUUUAAAUCAUUUAUUAAUCCUUUAUUAGAAAUUUAUCUCUGUAGAAUGCAUAUCUUACAAAAACACAAUAUCACAACAUAUGUGUAUUGCUAAAAGAAGUUAAUUGUAUGUAUAAUUGUAAUAAUGUUAAUAAUAUUAUAUGUAUAUGUAUGUAACAUUGCAUCUUGUGCCUUCUAUCUGUUGAAAAUCUCUGUGAAGCAAUGAAAUUUUUUCGAAAAUAAUUUUCUAUUUCUUUUUUUUUUUAUUCUUUUUUUAUUCUUUUUUUUAAAUUAAAAUUGAGUGGACUCUGUGUGAUCUUCAUUCAACUCAUAAUCAUAUUAGUUUUAUUUACAUCAUUUUUUUUUCAAUAUAGAAUGGUAUUAUACUAAU
This is a messenger RNA of Apis mellifera (honey bee), 1320 nucleotides long. RefSeq names its product coiled-coil domain-containing protein 43. The transcript is spliced from 3 exons. NCBI's taxonomy places the organism in Eukaryota, Metazoa, Arthropoda, Insecta, Hymenoptera, Apidae. The record is from RefSeq and is a predicted model, not a curated record. The coding region runs from base 217 to 843 and encodes 208 amino acids.